AUGCGCGGGAGCGGCGCGGGCUCGCGCAGGCCGGCCUCACCGCUGUCUCAGCUGAGGGUGACUGCGCACGCGUGGCUACUGAGUGGACGGACUUGGGCUCGAAGGUUUCAGACGAUUUGUGAAAUGAGUGAUUGUGAUGAUGAGGACAUUCCCCAGCUGUCUUCCCACACCUUAGCAGCCCUCCAGGAAUUUUAUUCUGAGCAGAAGCAGCAAAGCGACCCAGGUGGAGAUGAUAAAUACAAUCUCGGAGUUAUAGAAGAGAACUGGCAGCUGAGCCAGUUCUGGUACAGUCCGGACACAGCCUUGCGCCUGGCGGAGGAGGCCGUUGCCGCCGCUGGAGCACGCGGCAGAAUUGCCUGUGUGAGUGCCCCCAGUGUUUACCAGAAACUGCGGGAGCUACACAGACAAGACUGUUCCGUGUACAUCUUUGAAUACGACCGAAGAUUUGCUAUAUACGGAGAGGAGUUUAUCUUCUAUGACUACAACAAUCCAUUGGAUUUACCGGAACAAAUUGCUGCGCACAGUUUUGACAUCGUAAUAGCAGACCCCCCCUAUCUCUCCGAGGAAUGUCUCAGAAAAAUGUCAGAAACCAUCAAGUAUCUGACUCAGGGCAAGAUUCUGCUGUGCACAGGUGCCGUCAUGGAAGAAGAGGCAGCGAAACUUCUUGGCGUGAAGAUGUGCAAGUUUGUUCCCACACACACCCGGACCUUGGGGAAUGAGUUCCGCUGUUACGUGAAUUAUGAUUCUGGGCUGGACCGUGAGAUGUCAGUGUAGAUAGUAAUAGAACACGGUAAAGGAUCCCGGGUGACAUUUCUCUCUUACUCUUUCCUUGGUAGAUUGAAAAGCUGUAACCUUGUCCUCUCCCUGCAGAAUGGGGGGUGGCCCUGGCCUGACUUUCUAAGUAAAGAACACAACACCUCACAUGACGUCCUAGUUGUGGACGUCUCUGGAGCUCAGAUGCUUCUGCCAAAGAGAGGGUGUGGAAUUGUAGUGGGAGGGAAUCUUAGAACCUGUCUAAAAUCUCCUCUCCUCACCGAAGAACAGGUAAAAACCCGAGUAUAGACAGCCAGUGGCUUGCCCAAGGCCUGGAUUAGGACCCAGGCCUCUGCCUUGGCCGUCUGCCCCCUUCCAGCAGGCCCAUUCUAGCUCUGCCCACUGGGCUGCUGAUUCUUCGCAGCAGCUUUUUUGAGUUUCGUAGGACUUGUGAAGGGCCAUCAUCUGGUCCCACCCAUGAAGGGGACAGCGCUUACCUCUGUGAAAGAAGUGGAUAACUCUUGGAACUAGUAUUGAUUGAUAAUCCUUGGAACUAGAGCCUUCUGGAUUUUUCCUCCUCAUCCCUUUUCCUGGAGGGAGGACAGGAACAGCUCAGGUGCUGCACACUCUGCCCCCUGCAUGCUCCGCCCCGUGCACCUUCAGCUAAAACUGCAUCAGCUGCUCCAAGUGGCUUGAGAUGCCGAAAGUGCCACCAGCAAACCAAACACUACAGCAAAAAGGAGGUGAGAAGUCCACCGGCCUCUGUGCUAGUUCAGAAACUACUCACCAUGCGUCCACAUCGCAGAACAUUUUCUUCCGACACCUGCGGCUUGGGUAGAUUUCAAGGGCCUUGUGCUGAGUGAAAAAAGGUAGUCCCCAAAGGUCACCUAAUGCGUUUCUGUUUAUAUCACAACACUCCUGAAUGGAGAACAGACUGGUGGUUGGCAGAGGAUAAGAUGGGGGUCAGGCAAUGGGUGUGACCCUAAAAGGGAGAUUCAUGGAACCCUUCUGCAUCUUGACCGUGCAGUGUCACACGCAACACACAUGCACAGGUGCAUGCACCACUGCUGAACUCGGAGUAAGGUCUGUGGGUGGCAGCAGUACCCGGUCCCUGGCUGUGAUUCUGCAUUUAUGGAAGACGUCACCGCCCUGGAGAACUGGGUAAAGGAUGCAUGAGACCGCGCUGUAGUAAGUUUGCAAUUUCCUGUGAAUCUAGAAUCAUUUCAAAAUAAAAACUUAAAAAAAAAAAAUUAACCCCUGUGGGAAAAUAACUCUUUCCCACCUCGUGUGAAUCGCUUUGCCAUCAAAACGUGAUAGGCAGUGAUGUGUGUCACUGGCAGGCAGAGCUGUAUUUUUUCUGACAGUUUUCCAGACAUUAGUGCUCUGGCCGCCCAGGCCCCGGAGUGGAGCAGUGGACUGGCAGCGGAUAUGCAGGGGGAGUGAGAAAUAAACAUUUGCUCUCAGAAACCAGAGACCGCAGGGUGGCCCCUCACUGGAGCAAGCCGCAGCCUGGCCUAGGCAGCCUUGAGCUCGGGAGGAGUGGGGGGCUUGCUCUGGUCUGUUACGUUUCAGUCUUCUGUUGUCCUACUUUGGGGUCAUUUUUAAUUUACUUUAAAAAAAAAUCACUUGUGUUCUUAUGAGACAUAUUUUUAUCUGUGUGUGGCACGUGACGUAUUCAAUAAAUGGUCUGUAAAAAAUAA
Messenger RNA from Suricata suricatta (meerkat), 2453 nucleotides. It is a transcript of the gene EEF1AKMT1, whose product is annotated as EEF1A lysine methyltransferase 1. Bases 1 to 774 code for a protein of 257 amino acids. Gene Ontology annotation, molecular function: nucleic acid binding; protein-lysine N-methyltransferase activity. The transcript is spliced from 5 exons. The record is from RefSeq and is a predicted model, not a curated record. Gene Ontology annotation, biological process: methylation. Lineage: Eukaryota; Metazoa; Chordata; Mammalia; Carnivora; Herpestidae.